AUGGGGAAUCCAGUGCAUGUAUCUCCCCGCGCUGAAAAUGUCAAAUCGAAGCGUAUAACCCCGCUGUCGCACUUCAAAGCAUUUGCUAGGAAAUUUUCGAGCGGAACAGAGCCGCGCAUGGAGUCCACGAUGAACUCGGUUCGGGGUGGAUCUCAAGUUCACCGCGCGUUUAUCGCGUUGGGGAGUAACGUGGGUGAUCGAGUUGAAAUGAUUGAAAAGGCUUGUCUUGAGUUGGACAAGGCCAAUAUCAAAGUUAAGAGGACCAGCUCGCUUUUUGAGACGACACCGAUGUAUGUGUUGGAACAAGAUACUUUCAUCAAUGGUGUCUGUGAAGUUGAAACUACUCUUGGGCCGAUGGAGCUUUUGGAUACUCUUCAGUCUAUCGAGAAUGCCCUGGGCCGCAAGAAGUUGAUCGACAAGGGCCCGCGCUCAAUUGAUCUGGACAUUCUACUAUACGAUCAAGAGAUAUUCUCGCAUGAACGUCUCGAUGUUCCACACAAGCUCAUGUUAGAGCGAGACUUUGUCCUGCGGCCACUCUGCCAAUUAAUCCCACAUGAACGACCUCCUCAGCAAGGCAAAAAUACACAAACAUACAACGACUAUCUCAAAGCUCUCCCACCACCAGAGCCUACACCUCACUCAACAACACCAAUCUCCACGACCUUCCCAUCACUACACGCCACAGAUCCCACCCGCAACACCCACGUCAUGGCCAUCCUCAACCUCACCCCAGACUCCUUCUCCGACGGCGGCACCCACUCCCCAACCGACUUCACCCAACUGACUGAAACAGUACGCAACUUCAUCGCGUCUGGCGCAACAAUCAUCGACAUCGGCGGCGAAAGCACCCGACCCGGCUCCAUCCCCGUCGGCGCAGACGAAGAAAUCGCCCGCGUCGUCCCAGCAAUCACCCACAUCCGCACCUCCAUCCCAGAAGCAGCCAACAUCGCCAUCAGCAUCGAUACCUACCGCGCGCGCGUCGCAGAAGCAGCCUGCGCCGCCGGCGCAGAUAUCAUCAACGACGUCUCAGCCGGCCUGCUAGACCCGGACAUGCUCCCUACAGCCGCGCGUAUCGGGAAAUCCAUUAUCCUGAUGCACAUGCGCGGCACGCCGCAGACCAUGACCAAAUUAACCGAGUACCCUGGCGGUGUGAUCAGCGAGGUAGCCGCCGAACUACGCGGACGCAUUGCCGCGGCCGAGGACGCGGGGAUUCGGCGCUGGCGGAUUAUUCUCGAUCCUGGGUUGGGCUUUGCGAAGAAUCAGCCGCAUGAUUUGGAGAUUCUGCGGGAUUUGGAUCGGUUGAGGGGUGCUGAGGGGUUGGAAUGUUUCCCUUGGUUGAUGGGGCCGAGUCGGAAGAGGUUUGUUGGUCACAUUACUGGUGUUAAGACGCCCAAGGAGCGGGUUUGGGGUACCGCUGCGACGGUGUCUGCUAGUGUUGCUGGUGGUGCGGAUAUUGUGCGUGUGCAUGAUGUACAUGAGAUGUGGCAGGUGGCCAAGGUCGCUGAUGCGAUUUAUCGCGUCUGA
Molecule: messenger RNA, 1524 nt
Organism: Penicillium cataractarum
Lineage: Eukaryota; Fungi; Ascomycota; Eurotiomycetes; Eurotiales; Aspergillaceae
Product: folic acid synthesis protein
Exons: 3
Coding region: 1-1524 (507 amino acids)
Biological process (GO): tetrahydrofolate biosynthetic process
Cellular component (GO): mitochondrial envelope
Molecular function (GO): 2-amino-4-hydroxy-6-hydroxymethyldihydropteridine diphosphokinase activity; dihydropteroate synthase activity
Source: RefSeq, a predicted model, not a curated record